Mus musculus (house mouse) is the source of this 1026-nucleotide messenger RNA. RefSeq names its product Fc receptor, IgE, high affinity I, alpha polypeptide (gene Fcer1a). Gene Ontology annotation, biological process: Fc-epsilon receptor signaling pathway; regulation of immune response. The transcript is spliced from 5 exons. Lineage: Eukaryota; Metazoa; Chordata; Mammalia; Rodentia; Muridae. The record is from RefSeq and is marked validated. Gene Ontology annotation, cellular component: cell surface; plasma membrane. The coding region runs from base 55 to 807 and encodes 250 amino acids.
UAUUUUCGAAGCCAUAGCUCUCUGGUGCAGUUAGCACCUGAAGGUGCAGGGGCGAUGGUCACUGGAAGGUCUGCCCAGCUGUGCCUAGCACUGCUGUUCAUGUCUCUUGAUGUCAUUCUGACAGCCACUGAGAAAUCUGUACUGACCUUGGACCCACCAUGGAUUAGAAUAUUUACAGGAGAGAAAGUGACCCUUUCCUGCUAUGGGAACAAUCACCUUCAAAUGAACUCUACUACUAAAUGGAUCCACAAUGGUACCGUCUCUGAGGUGAACUCUUCACAUUUGGUCAUUGUGAGUGCCACCGUUCAAGACAGUGGAAAAUACAUAUGUCAGAAGCAAGGAUUGUUUAAGAGUAAACCUGUGUACUUGAAUGUAACGCAAGAUUGGCUGCUCCUUCAGACAUCUGCUGACAUGGUCUUAGUCCAUGGAUCCUUUGACAUCAGAUGCCAUGGCUGGAAGAACUGGAAUGUCCGCAAGGUGAUCUACUACAGGAAUGACCAUGCUUUCAACUACAGUUAUGAGAGCCCCGUCUCCAUUAGAGAGGCCACACUGAAUGACAGUGGCACCUACCACUGCAAGGGCUAUCUUAGGCAGGUGAAAUAUGAAUCUGACAAAUUCAGAAUUGCUGUAGUAAAAGCUUACAAAUGCAAGUAUUAUUGGCUACAACUAAUUUUCCCAUUGUUGGUGGCGAUUCUGUUUGCUGUGGACACGGGGUUAUUGCUCUCAACCGAAGAACAGUUCAAAUCAGUCUUGGAGAUUCAGAAGACUGGAAAAUACAAGAAAGUUGAAACCGAACUCCUAACCUAGAUACAUAUAGGAACUAAUGUCAUUGCUGAAGAAGCAAUUCUUAACAGUAAUUUUCUGCAGAAUCCUCAAUAGCUUCUCCACUGUCAAAGGCCACUCAUGUGAUCCCUAGAAAAGUCUGUUCCACAGGAAUUGCAUAAAUGCUUCAUUAAACCAACUGCAGCUGGUUAUGUAACAUGCAAUAAAUAGCAAAUACUCAAUAAACACUGCCUUAAUAAGUUA